AUGCCUCCCAAAAAGCCAGCAGCACGCCCUGCUGAUCCUGUGUCAUCCUCAAACGAAGCGAAAGAGAAAGCAGCGCCAAAAUCAGAUGCCGGAGCGCUGCGCAAACUUGUAACUCAUCCCUCUACAGCGAUCAUGGUGAAAGAGGCGCUGAAAGAGUUGGAUUCUCGCAAAGGGGUUUCAUCCCAAGCCAUACAGAAUUAUAUCAAACAGAAAUACCCCUCAGUGGAUCUGGUGAGGCUGAAGCACUUGGUCCGCAGAGUCCUGAAAAAAUGGCUCGAGAAUGGCACUUUGGUGAGACCUGCCAACUCCACGGUCACUACAGGAGCAAUGGGAAAAUUUAGGCUUGCACCAAAAGUUAAAUCGUCAAAGCCAAAAGCGGAGAACAUGGAUCCCAAUGUGGAGAAAGUGCCAAAAGCAGCUGAGGAGGGAGCAAAGAAACCCAAAAAAGCUGGUGCCACUAAGAAGAAAGAAACUGCAAAUGAAAAAAGAAAGUCCGCAAAAGACAAAGAAUCUGCUGCCUCAGCUGUUGCUCCAGCAAAGAGGCCAAAAGCGAAAACUGCUGAAGCAAAAGGGGAUGCAGGAACUUCUGCAACCAAAACUAAAGCACCAAAGACAACCAAGGAGGCAAAGACGGGGAAAACAUCCCAGAGCAAAGCGGCUAAAGCAGAGAGUGACGCCCCUGCUACUAAAACGACCAGCAAACGAGGGAAGAAGACUGCAGAAUAA
Acanthochromis polyacanthus (spiny chromis) is the source of this 726-nucleotide messenger RNA. Its product is annotated as protein B4. The record is from RefSeq and is a predicted model, not a curated record. The transcript has 4 exons. Gene Ontology annotation, molecular function: structural constituent of chromatin; DNA binding. Gene Ontology annotation, cellular component: nucleosome. NCBI's taxonomy places the organism in Eukaryota, Metazoa, Chordata, Actinopteri, Pomacentridae. Gene Ontology annotation, biological process: nucleosome assembly. Bases 1 to 726 code for a protein of 241 amino acids.